AUGACAGACACAGACAUUCAACCAUUCACCAUCUCCGUCCCGGAGUCUGAGCUGUCCGAUCUCAAGACGCGUCUAUCUCUGGCGCGGUUCCCCGACGAGAUCGAAGGUGCGGAAUGGGACUACGGCGCUCCUCUGGCCGACGUCAAGCGCCUGACGGGUCAUUGGAAAGACAAGUACGACUGGCGUGCGGCAGAAAGCAAACUCAACGCCCUCCCUCAAUACACGACCGAGAUCCGAUGCGACGGGUUUCCGGAGACUUUGCGCAUCCACUUCAUCCAUUCAAAGUCGAGCAGAAAAAAUGCCAUCCCACUUCUCUUCGUCCACGGUUGGCCGGGGAGUUUUAUCGAAGCGACAAAGAUCUGGAAGGAUUUGUCGUGUCCUUCCACGGGCACGAGUACGAGCGGCGGUGGUACGGCCGGAGGAGUUUCUGACGACGAAGACGAUGCACCUGCGUUCCACUUUGUCGCUCCGUCCCUACCCAACUACGGCUUCUCGGACGGUGUCAAGGCCAAAGGGUUUGGGAUUUCCCAGUACGCCGAGACCUGUCACAAGUUGAUGUUGAGGUUGGGUUACGGAGAGUACGUCACCCAAGGAGGUGAUUGGGGGUACUACAUCACUCGAGCCAUGUCACUCUUGUACCCCGAGCAUUGCAAAGCGACUCACGUCAACAUGGAUCAAGGGAACGCCCCCGGUUGGACCAGUCAUCCUUUUUUGGCUUUACAGCAUGCGGUGACGCCCUACACCGACGCAGACAAAAAAGGCAUGGCCAGGACGAAAUGGUUCACCGAACAGGGGUCGGGUUACCGAGCUUUGCAAUCCACGAAGCCACAGACUCUGGGUUACGCGGUCGCCGAUUCUCCCGUUGCGUUGUUGGCUUGGAUCUAUGAGAAGUUGCACGACUGGACCGACUCUUACCCUUGGACCGAAGACGAGGUUUGUACUUGGGUCAGUAUUUAUUGGUUCUCGACGGCCGGUCCGGCCGCCAACAUGAGGAUUUACUACGAAGCCACUCACGCGUGGGGUGACUCGUCUUCGAAGGUGACGAGACAAGGCUUGGUGGGUUAUAUCGGUGGUGGUGUCAAGUUGGGUUUGAGUCAUUCCCCCAAAGAACUAAGGGUGUUGCCCUCGAGUUGGACGAGAACACAAGGUGACGUGGUUUUCGAGAGGACACACGACGGUGGUGGACAUUUUUUCGCCUGGGAGAAACCUCGACAUUUGAUCGAGGAUGUCAGGGACAUGUUUUCUAGAAAAGGUGGUGGUGCGUAUGGGGUCGUCAAAGGUUUGGACGGGUACGAUUAGCAUGUGACUGGUAGGUAUAGAUAUCUGUCUCAGGUAUAUAUCUGGCCAUGGUGGAUCUUUGGCACGAAAUGCUUCUUCUUUUCUCAACUUGUCACUCU
Molecule: messenger RNA, 1397 nt
Organism: Exophiala oligosperma
Lineage: Eukaryota; Fungi; Ascomycota; Eurotiomycetes; Chaetothyriales; Herpotrichiellaceae
Exons: 1
Coding region: 1-1299 (432 amino acids)
Biological process (GO): epoxide metabolic process
Molecular function (GO): epoxide hydrolase activity
Source: RefSeq, a predicted model, not a curated record